Molecule: messenger RNA, 2638 nt
Organism: Rhea pennata
Lineage: Eukaryota; Metazoa; Chordata; Aves; Rheiformes; Rheidae
Gene: SYN2
Product: synapsin II
Exons: 13
Coding region: 113-1888 (591 amino acids)
Biological process (GO): neurotransmitter secretion
Cellular component (GO): synaptic vesicle membrane; synaptic vesicle
Molecular function (GO): ATP binding
Source: RefSeq, a predicted model, not a curated record
GGCCGCGCCGCUGAGGUGAAGGCAGCGCCCGCCCGCCUCGGCCGGCAGCGGGCUGCGCCCCUGCCCUCCGCCCGCUCCUCGCCCGCGCUGUGCCCUCGCCUCGCCCGGCCAGAUGAUGAACUUUCUGCGGCGCAGGCUCUCGGACAGCAGCUUCAUCGCCAACCUGCCUAAUGGCUACAUGACCGACCUGCAGCGGCCGGAGCCGCAGCAGCCGCCGCCGCCGCCUCCCUCGGCCGCCUCCGGCCCUGCCGCCGCCGCCUCCCCGGCCGCCGAGCGCCGGCCGCAGCCGCAGCCGGCGCCGCCGCAUCCGCAGCCGGCGCCGCCGCAGUCCGCGGGCAGCAGCUUCUUCAGCUCCCUCUCCAACGCCGUGAAGCAGACGGCGGCCUCGGCCGGGCUGGUGGAUCCCUCCUCCGCCGGCUCCUCGGCUGCCGGCAGAAAGUUCAAGCUGCUCCUGGUCAUUGACGAGCCGCACACGGACUGGGCCAAGGCAUUUCGUGGAAAAAAGGUCCAUGGAGAAUAUGACAUAAAGGUUGAACAGGCAGAAUUUUCAGAAAUCAACUUGAUAGCCCAUGCUGAUGGCAAUUACGCAGUAGAUAUCCAAGUAUUUCGAAAUGGCACUAAAGUUGUCAGAUCAUUCAGGCCUGAUUUUGUCCUUAUUCGGCAACAUUCAUUCAGUAUGGCAGAAAAUGAAGAUUUCCGUAACUUGAUCAUUGGAAUGCAGUAUGCAGGCAUCCCUAGUGUCAACUCCCUGGAAUCAAUCUAUAACUUCUGUGACAAACCGUGGGUGUUUGCCCAGUUGGUGUCUGUCUGCAAAACUUUGGGUCCAGAGAGGUUCCCAUUAAUUGAGCAGACGUUCUACCCAAAUCACAGGGAAAUGCUAACAAUGCCAACAUUUCCUGUUGUUGUGAAGAUUGGACAUGCUCAUUCAGGCAUGGGAAAGAUCAAGGUAGACAACCACUACGAUUUUCAGGACAUAGCCAGCGUGGUAGCACUUACUCAGACCUACGCCACUACUGAACCCUUCAUAGACUCCAAAUACGACAUCAGGAUCCAAAAGAUAGGCAGUAACUACAAAGCGUACAUGCGGACUUCCAUAUCCGGCAACUGGAAGACAAACACGGGCUCUGCAAUGUUGGAACAAAUUGCUAUGUCAGAUAAGUACAAGCUUUGGGUCGACACCUGUUCUGAAAUAUUUGGUGGUUUGGACAUCUGUGCUGUUAAAGCUGUACAUGGAAAGGAUGGAAAAGAUUAUAUUUUUGAGGUCAUGGACUGUGCAAUGCCUCUGAUUGGUGAGCAUCAGACUGAAGACAGGCAACAUAUAACUGAACUAGUCGUAAGCAAAAUGAACCAAAUGUUGUCCAAAACUCCUAUACCAUCUCCUCAGAGACCCACCGCCACUCAGCAGCCUCAGAGUGGAUCACUAAAGGAGCCAGAGCCGAACAAAAUCCCACCUCAGCGACCACCACCUCAAGGGGGCCCAGUGCAACCCCAAGGAAUGCAAUCUCAAAGCCAGGAGCCAUUGCAGCCACAGCGCAUGUUCCCCCCCGGGCAGUCAGCAAAGCCCUCAACUUCCCAGCCACAGCGUCCACCUGGACCUACAACUCAGCAGCCACGUGCCCAGGCUCCAGGCCCUUCCAGCACCCGAUUAUCAGUGGAAGCUCAGCCGCAGCCGCAGCCGCAGCCACAGCCACAGCCACAGCCACAGCCACAGCCUGCUCCUCAACAGAAGCCUCAGUCUCAUCCACAACUUAACAAGUCACAGUCUUUGACAAAUGCCUUCAGUUUCACAGAAUCAUCCUUCUUCCGAUCAUCUGUGAAUGAAGAUGAAGCAAAAGCUGAAACUAUCCGAAACUUGAGGAAAUCCUUUGCUAGUCUUUUUUCUGAUUAGCCAGCUUCAUCUAACUGCACAUAGCAUAUAGUCUACUGUGUGAAUGUUAUAUAGGUUUUGUUUUCCCUGUGACAAUUCCCACCUCUACUGUGCUGUUGUAUUAAGCAAUAUGUUAAACUUACAAAAAAACAGAAAGACUUUGAUGAGAUACCAUUGAGGUACAUUAUAUAAAAAUCUACAAACAAGGAAAGGUUCUAUUAUUAAUACAGAAUGCUGAAUUCUAAGGUCCUUACCCAUUGUAAUAUUGUGGCCUUACUGUGACUGAACUAUAUCAUCCUAUUUGAGACUCCUUUGUAGAACUGUGUUAAUAAGGCAUUGAGCUAUGGGUUUCUCUGUGCUUUACCCAUUCCCAGUGCAUUGCAAUGCAUGUGUAUUUUGUGUGUAAAUGUUUUGUACUGCAAGAGUGUAGUCUUGACUUGUUCUUGCUUCCGAAAUUUAAGAGGCAACUCUCACUGAAAUUCUUGUCAAGCCACUUAAACAGUGUGAGAGAUUCAAGCAUUUUCUUCCCUCUUAUACAAUCUUUCUGUCAGCUGAUUGUAGACUUCUAAUGUAUUGCUGAGAGCUACCAGUACACUAAACUAAUGUCAUAAAUGGAGUGUGUAUGUACAACUGUAUCUGCCUGUGUCUACUUAAAUUUAUUUUCAAAUUGUAACCACAACUGAUUCUAGUUGUAAAGAAUCUGCAUGAUGUUGCCCUUAUUUUUGUGAAAGCCUUCUAAUAAAUGUAAAGUCCCAUGCUUGAUUAAAAAAA